GCGCGCGCGGGCUGGCUGGCUGCGGGCCGGGCGGCCUCGCCUCACAGAGCGAAGGCGGGAGGGCGCGCGCCGGGGCCGCCUGCUCGCUCGCUCACUCGCUCCCUCCCUCCCUCCCUCCGCCGGUGGGUUAGUCAGUCAGUCAGUCCACCAGCAGCCAGCGGGCCCGCAAGCCGCAGAGGGCCCGAAUCUCGGCGCCGGCGCCUUCUCCUGCCAUUGUUCGUCGGGCGGCUGCAGCGGCGGGCUCAGGAGCCCGGGCCCCGGGGGCCACCGCAACAUCAUGACAACAGAGAAGAGUUUAGUGGCGGAAGCUGAAAAUUCACAGCACCAACAACAGAAGGAAGAAGGUGAGGGAGCCACAAAUUCAGGCCAACAAGAAACUCAGCUUGAGGAGGCUUCUCAGGAGGCAGCUGAGGGAGAUAAUCAGUGUGAGCAGAAGCUGAAAACAUCUAAUGGAGAUACUCCUACACAUGAAGACUUAACCAAGAACAAGGAGCGGACAUCAGAAAAUAGGGGCCUGUCACGGCUAUUCUCCUCAUUUCUCAAAAGGCCUAAGUCUCAGGUUUCUGAGGAAGAAGGCAAAGACGUAGAGUCAGCUAAAGAGAAAUGUGAAGGAGGUCAGAAAGAGAUAGAAUUUGGAACCAGUCUUGAUGAAGAGAUCAUUUUAAAAGCCCCAAUUGCAGCUCCUGAACCUGAACUCAAAACAGACCCAUCCUUGGAUCUUCAUUCAUUAAGCAGUGCAGAAACACAGCCCGCUCAGGAAGAACACAGAGAAGAUCCAGACUUUGAAACUAAGGAAGGAGGAGACCUUGAAGAGUGCUCUAAAAUAGAAGUAAAAGAAGAAAGUCCUGAGUCAAAAGCAGAAAGAGAAUUAAAAGCUUCCCAGAAAUCCAUCAGAAGACACAGAAACAUGCAUUGCAAGGUUUCUUUGUUGGAUGACACAGUUUAUGAAUGUGUUGUGGAUAAACAUGCAAAGGGGCAAGAUUUGCUUAAGCGAGUGUGUGAGCACCUCAAUCUUUUGGAAGAGGACUACUUUGGUCUAGCCAUUUGGGAUAAUGCAAACUCUAAGACAUGGCUGGAUUCUGCCAAAGAAAUAAAAAAGCAGGUUCGUGGUGUCCCCUGGAAUUUCACAUUUAAUGUAAAAUUUUAUCCACCUGACCCGGCACAGUUAACAGAAGAUAUAACAAGAUAUUAUUUAUGCCUUCAGCUUCGACAGGACAUAGUUGCAGGACAUCUGCCUUGUUCCUUUGCAACCUUAGCAUUAUUAGGUUCUUACACCAUCCAGUCUGAGUUGGGAGACUAUGACCCAGAACUUCACGGUGCCGAUUAUGUUAGUGAUUUUAAACUGGCCCCAAAUCAGACCAAGGAGCUUGAAGAGAAGGUCAUGGAACUCCAUAAGUCAUACAGGUCCAUGACUCCAGCUCAAGCUGAUCUGGAAUUUCUUGAGAAUGCCAAAAAGUUAUCUAUGUAUGGUGUUGACCUUCAUAAAGCAAAGGACUUGGAAGGAGUGGAUAUCAUCCUAGGUGUCUGCUCUAGUGGCCUUCUGGUUUAUAAAGAUAAGCUGAGAAUUAACCGCUUCCCUUGGCCCAAAGUGCUGAAGAUUUCUUACAAACGUAGCAGCUUUUUCAUCAAGAUCCGUCCUGGAGAGCAAGAACAGUAUGAGAGUACCAUUGGAUUCAAACUUCCCAGUUACCGAGCAGCUAAGAAAUUAUGGAAAGUCUGCGUAGAACAUCACACAUUUUUCAGAUUGACAUCUACAGACACCCUUCCUAAAAGCAAAUUUCUUGCACUGGGAUCCAAAUUUCGAUACAGCGGCCGGACUCAGGCGCAGACCAGGCAAGCUAGUGCCCUGAUUGACAGGCCUGCCCCACACUUCGAGCGUACAGCAAGCAAACGGGCAUCCCGAAGCCUUGAUGGGGCAGCGGCUGUUGAUUCAGACCGAAGUCCCCGGCCCACCUCUGCACCCGCCAUUGCUCAGAGUCAGGACACAGAGGUUUCUAAAGCACAGAAGGAAACAGUGAAGGUUGAAGAGCAAAAGGAAGAAGUGCCACCCGGGCAGGCUGAGCCGGAACCCACAGAAGCAUGGAAGGUGGAAAAAACCCACAUCGAGGUCACAGUACCCACCUCAAAUGGUGACCAAACACAGAAGCUUGCAGAAAAAACUGAAGAUCUGAUAAGAAUGAGGAAGAAAAAGAGAGAGAGACUAGAUGGUGAAAACAUUUAUAUCAGACAUAGCAAUUUAAUGUUGGAGGAUUUAGACAAAAGUCAAGAAGAGAUAAAAAAACAUCAUGCCAGCAUCAGUGAGCUGAAAAAGAACUUCAUGGAAUCUGUACCAGAACCACGGCCUAGUGAAUGGGAUAAACGCUUAUCCACUCACUCCCCAUUCCGAACACUUAACAUCAAUGGGCAGCUUCCUACAGGAGAAGGAAAUAUAAAUGGCAUUCGCACAGAGGAGGCGGCUGCCGUGGCAAAGGGGCCAUCUACCAACCCUGACUCUGAAUGGGAUGGUCCCAAGCAUUCAGUAAUUCCUAGUAAGAGCCAAAUGACCACCCCGUCGGAGUCUCCACAAAGCUUUGAGUUUGGCUCCCUGUCCAUAAGCAGCAAGGAGACAGAAGAGAAGGAGCGGGGGGCAGCUGGCUAUCUUGAUGUUAAGGAAAUACCGAGAGGCUCAAGUGGGGAAUGUAUAGGAAUGGAGGAACAGGACAGUGCCUUAAACUUCUCAGUAUCGCCAGCUUCCUCUCAGCUGCAACUUGGUGAAAAAAAGGCAGAGAGUAGUGAAGAACAUGUUACACCAGGAGAGCCACUUGGAAAGCAAAAUGGAUCAUUUCAUGACUCUCGUGUGGGUAACCAGUUCCCCAGCCUCAUUCGAAGUUUCCAGCCUCCCCUGGUGAAGACUCAGACCGUCACCAUCUCAGAUACUGCCAACGCUGUGAAAAGUGAAAUCCCAACCAAAGAUGUCCCUAUUGUUCACACUGAGACCAAGACCAUCACUUACGAGGCUGCCCAGACUGAUGACAGCAAUGGGGACUUGGACCCAGGAGUCCUGCUGACAGCUCAGACCAUCACAUCUGAGACCACAAGCAGCACAACCACAACUCAGAUUACCAAGACCGUAAAAGGUGGGAUUUCAGAGACCCGGAUUGAGAAGAGAAUCGUGAUCACGGGAGAUGCCGAUAUUGACCACGACCAGGUCCUCGUCCAGGCCAUCAAGGAGGCGAAGGAGCAGCACCCAGACAUGUCAGUGACCAAGGUGGUCGUCCAUCAGGAGACCGAAAUCUCUGAGGAAUGAGCUCAGGAAAGGAACUAUCCUACCCCAACUCCCUGCCUGUCUCCCAUCCACAAGAAAACCAGCAAAAUUACUGAUAAAGAAGCUUACCUGCAACAGUCAGACUUCAGGCUUUCAAAAUUGCUAUAAACCACCAGAAAAUUAACUUUGUUUUCUAUUUGGGGUUUAUACCGAGAGAGUCUUCUAGACGUUGCUGAUUCUUUUAAUACCUUUUUCUAUAUUGUGAUACCAGAGAUUGUUCAACUUUUCACUCUGCGGACUGUUUUUAAAGAGCUUUGCGUUUUUUUAAUGGGGUGGUUUGUAACCCCUUCAACCUAGCCUCUCCCCCAUUUACUUCCAACCCAGAUACUGACAGGUCUACAGAGUUCUUGGGGAAAUCCUCCAGAGGCUCUGUCAGCUGUGUUGGGGGCCAAAGUCAGCUUAAUGGGGCUUCCCUGCUCCUCCCCUACUUUUAUACCCUUUCAAUGUCAGCAGAAACUUUGUGAACCAGCCCUUUCUCAGAGCCAAUGAUGUGACUUUACCAUGUGAAGCAGGGCAGCUUUCCUGAUCCACACACCGCAGGGAGACAUCCCUGUCCUUUUGUUGAGGGUGGUAUUGGUGAGGCAGAGAUCUCUGCUAAGAAUGUAGUGUUGUGUUUCCUUCUUUCCUCCUGUUCUUUCUUUUGGAGCUUCUUUAGAUCAAAGACACAAGAAGUUGUUCCAGAUAUAUAUGAUACUGUGAAUGUUCGAACAAAUCUGUGGCCUUCACCUUCCUGCCCUCCCUUCCCCUUUAACCUCGUCAGAAGCAGUGGCUCUGCUAAGUGCUCCCCCCACCUCCCAUCUCAGGAGACCAAAACUCACAGAAAAAUAGGCACUUUUGGCCAAAAGCUCUAAUGGCACAAUUUUAGUGAUGAUUUGAGUAAGGAAAGUUGAUGAGGUUUAAAAAAAAAAAAAAGGCUUUCUAGUUCUGGGAAUGUGCACUUCACACAGGGGAAUGGUGUUUACCUCAGUCAGAUCCCACUAAGAAGUAUUUCCAGGUGACCAACCCUGGACCUUUUUCUUUAACCCUGGGAUGAUUGGAAAUAUGACUCAGAGAGGAGGUUGUGUUCCUUGACCUUUCUUCUCCUGACCGGUACCUGCCUGCAGCAAGGGAGGCAGGGAGCAAGGGAAUUGGCUUUUAGGGGCCAUCCUUCCCUCAAAACCCCACACGCUAGGCAGCACCAACACCAGCUCUGCUCAUUCCCACUCUCCAUCUGAGGUCUGUCAGGUCUUGUAGGCUUGAUCUUUGUGGUGGGUUGUGGGUUUAUUUUACUUCUAACUUUUUUUCCCUUAGUUUUGGAAAUGGGACUGACCGAUGAGCCCAGUUCCACCAUUACUGGUUGAUCUGGGGGCCUUUUUAUUCAAUAGUGCUUCCCAAGUCUUCCAGCUGGCUUCCCACAAACACAUCUGCCUGGAAGUUCUUAGAAUCUUAUGGUGGGACAGAAGUGAACUUCAUGAACUAGACGGUGGGUCACAGUCAGCAGUCUCUGGGCUCAGGAGGCAUGAGUGAGAGAAGUGUAAAACCUCUGGUCCCCACAGUGGGGGCCAGCCGCAUGUGUCCAAAGCCUCUACUGGCUGAGUCUUCUAGACAAAGUCGGUUGGUUUGAACUGAUUUCAAAUGUCUGCAUUUUUCAUUUAGUACUUAUGUGAGCCUGUUACUAACCACAAGGCAGCUCUCUGGAGAGGGACAGGAAGAGCUCAGGUGGGACGUGUGACAGGCCUGGGAGAAAGGACUGUCCUGUCUCAGGAGCAGACUUCUGGCCUGUGGGCAUAGGGUCCGAAAUGAUGGGGCUGGCUUGUUGGUGCCUAAGCCUGGCCUGUGCUGCCAGGGGUGGUGGUGAGGUUCGGAAUCCAGCUCACAUCAAAUAGCAUGUAACGUGAGCUUGCUUUCCAGCGGCCAGCUGUCCUGCUGAAAGAGCUCCCAGCUCCCAGAGCUGACAGCUGUGGAAUGAGAGGGUGGGGGUGAGGAAGAGCGCCCACCGAGUUAUCCGCUGUCCACGCUGGUGUUCCUGUCCGCACCGCUGAUGGGGGCCUGCACGCCCCUUUGACUUUGUCACCAGCUCACGGUGCUUCUCCUCUGCUUCCUUGACUGUAAACUGGGCCAGAAGAUCUCAAAUGCCCUUGCAGCGCUGAGAAGCCACAACUUGGAAAAGCUAGGAAGAGGAUGUCCUUCCAAGCUUCUUCCCCUAUCCUCCCUCUCUGGGAACAGAUCUGGGGCUUUGACAAUUGUUUGGAUUUUUUUUUUUUCUUCCUGCAGUUGUGUGUGCAUUUGUGUGUGUGUGUGUGUGUGUGUGUGUGUGUGUGUGCGCGCGCGUGCGUGCGUGCGUGCGUGUGAAGAAAAACAGAUUCUGUCCAGGUGGAAAUGGUGAAGAAGGGAGGAGAGAGCUUCAUUUCCAGGGUCAGAGACUUGGCAGCCGUUUUCCUGAAGUGACUCAGACACACCACAGUGACAACUCUCACUGCAAUUUUAUUUUUAUUCCACUUGAGAAGUAAAGACUUCCUCCAAGCCACAUGAGGUCUCUGCCACCCACCUACCCACCCACCCACCAAGCAGGACCUGAAUUUCUAAGCCAAGGGCCCACAGAACCUGGCUGCAGGGACCUCUCGGGGCCUCUUCUCCUGCCCGCCCAGGCCCCCCCACCAAUUGCAGGCUCUGCAUGGCAGCCUAGGGGGAGGGACCCCGGUCUACCCUGGGAAGUGGAACCAGAGCUUCGGCCUGACCAACAUCAAGGAAUGCUCGUUGGAAAGAUCUGCCCAGGAUGUCCGCCCCAGGCUGGUGGUUUUUACAAAUCUCUCUCAAAUGUAUUAUUUUGGUGACAAAAAUGAAGGAGCUUUGUAAAUUUUUUUAAAAUCAUGAAUCAUAUCAAGUAGUUGUUUACAUUUCUUGACAAAAUAGGAAAUAUGGCAGCAGAAUCAAAUUGGCAAAAUCCUUAGAUUAAAAAGGCAAUAAUUAGUCUGCUGUUUUGGCCUUUUGUAGUAAGAGAAGUGGUGUAGUGUUUAGAUACGUGUUUGGUCUUGCUUCUUGUAUUGCAUUUUUCAAUAAACAAAGGAAAAAAAAACAAAACAAAACAAAAAA
Molecule: messenger RNA, 6376 nt
Organism: Mustela erminea (ermine)
Lineage: Eukaryota; Metazoa; Chordata; Mammalia; Carnivora; Mustelidae
Gene: EPB41
Product: erythrocyte membrane protein band 4.1
Exons: 22
Coding region: 278-3286 (1002 amino acids)
Biological process (GO): cortical actin cytoskeleton organization
Cellular component (GO): cytoskeleton; plasma membrane
Molecular function (GO): actin binding; structural molecule activity
Source: RefSeq, a predicted model, not a curated record